Messenger RNA from Cuscuta epithymum, 2714 nucleotides. The record is from the annotation of a GenBank genome assembly. Lineage: Eukaryota; Viridiplantae; Streptophyta; Magnoliopsida; Solanales; Convolvulaceae.
GACCCUAUUAAACAAAGUGUGGAAUUGGGGUGCUUCGCUUCCGAGUGUGUGAAGAAGCGUAGACUCUUCCACGGAGCUUGGAACCCAAUCAAUAUUCCAGCACCAGAUUUGUUUCUCAAACUAUAGCUCCAAUCAACUUCAUCACCCACCUUUUAUAGUUCUGGUAGUGCGGCCCUCUUUCUCUCUUCCCUUUCGCACUUACUUGGCAGGCAGCUUUCAGUUUCUAGUUUGUAUUUUUAACUGGACCGCUUUUUUCCCUGUUCACUCGAAUAUGGUGUGCUUUUCCAUGGUACAAGUGCCAUGCUUCCACUAAGGAAGCACAUAUUUUAACUGUCUACCUUUGCUUAGUUGAGUCAUUGUUGGCAAUAAUUCAAUUCUUCAAGUAUUCGCUCACUAUUCUGGCCUGUCUUCUUUAGAGCUCUAUUUCUCUCUCUAACUUUCGAUGUCAAUUCAGCCUUUGUUUACUGCGGCUUCAAGAAAAAUGAAAAAGUUAAAGCUUUUUUCAUCUUUUCUGGUAUAACUUCAAGCUCUGUGGUGUGCAUAGGGUCAGACAUUCUAUAAAGGUUUGGCUAUUUGAGUAUUUGGCAACUAUGAAGUUGGCGAUUCAAGCUGGAUAUCGGGUGAAUUAGUUCGAUUGGAACUUGGGUAUAGGUCGGUGAUUUAGAACCCUAUUGUUGAAUAAAGAUGGAUUCUUGGGGCUAUACCUCUGGAGGGAAGGGAUUUGCGUGUGACAAAUCUGUUUCUGAAGCUGAUGGCGUUGGAAGAAGAAGAAGUCAGAAUGGGUCAAUGAGUUGGGAAUUUAAGGCCCCAUGUAGCAUUGAAGGAACUAUAGCCUGUUCGGAUCAAGAAUGCUUGGAUGAAGUGGGUGCUCAAGAUUUCAGUGCAAAACCUAUGGGUAAUGAUGACGCCGUUAGUAGGGAUAUUGGUGGAACAGUUUUAGCAGCUUCCCAUGAUGCAUUUUCCAGGUCUGGAGAUGCAUCACUGAUUGACUUGCAGCUUGGGGGCAUUGGUAAUCAAAAGAGGGAUGCAAAUAUUACCAAUUCUCAAAAGGUGAACCACCUCACUGCUUCGUCUUCAGCUCUAUUGAGUACUCCCGUUAAGAGAAUGCGAGGUGGAGGGCAGCAGAGUUGUCAGAGCCCACUCUGCCAGGUUCUUGGUUGUGACAAAGAUCUCAGCAACUCCAAGGACUACCACAAGAGGCAUAGAGUGUGUGAGGCUCACACCAAGACUUCUAAGGUUAUUGUAAAUGGCAUUGAACAACGGUUUUGUCAGCAAUGUAGCAGGUUCCAUUUGUUGGCUGAAUUUGAUGAUGGUAAGCGUAGUUGCCGCAAACGUUUAGCUGGUCAUAAUGAGCGUAGGAGAAAGCCUCGUGCUGGUCUGAACCCUGGCGGCACUGCAGGGAGGCAUUUCCAGUCGUAUUCGGCAGGUGCCUGUUUUCAGGGGACUGCUUUUGCCACAUCAUCUAUUGUCUGCCAAGACAUACUUCCCAGCAGCCUUCCCCAUCCACCAAAAUACGAGACAAAUGAGGACUGGUUUACAAAUGCUAAAGCUGUGGAUGGGAUCAACUUUAGCCCUCAACUAGUAACUAUUCCAUUAGCUAAUGGGAAAUCACAGCCAAUACCUCUUUUCCCUUCGUAUAAUCAUCCAAACAAACACUGCCCUUCACAUAGUAACUCAUAUCCGCAUCACAUGGAUGCCCCAAAUUUGACUUCCCAAAAUCUCUUUGGUAGCUGUUCAGGGGGGAGUGAAGCUUUCAAUACUUUUAACACAUCAUCAACCAUCCAGAGCCUGUCAGGGAUGUCAUGUUCCGACCGUGCUCUCUCUCUUCUGUCACCUCAGUCACAGACUUCUUCCAACCAUUCAUCUAUGGUUUCCACAUCUCACCACCACCUGAUUAGUCCCGGAACUAAUGCAUCGCCUCUUUACAGCAACAUGGCACGUGUGUCCAAAAACCAUUUAGGGGCUAGCCCACCUGCCUCCACAAGUGGGCUGUCAAGCACUUUGAAUUCACCUGGAAUUAAUUCUUCUGAUGAGGCUCGCCUGGAACAGAUGUUGUUUUCCAACAGGAUUGAUCAACAAGUUUCAGAAUAUGUGGAUGAGAAGAGUCAAAUUUGUGGUGAAGAUGGUGGCCCCACCAUCAAUUUGCUUCAGUUGUCCUCACGGCUUCAGCAAGUGCAGCAUCAAAGGCAGGAGAAUGAUGUCUUCUUUUCUAGACAAAGAAUCACGUGAAUGAACCCCGUUCCGCUGCAAUUAUGAUAGCUUAUUAUGUUUUAAAAGCGUGCAUUGGUGUCGGUAUAAGCUGUAGUCUGCCCUUUUUCCAGGUAACUCAGAAGGAAGAAGUGAAGAAGAUUGAAAGUCGGCAAAGCACACAUAUUUUGAAGUUUGCUGUUGUUAUCUUCUCCAGCUCUCUUCCAUAAUUUGCCAUUUAGUGUGUCCUUGAUGAUUGACGCUGCAGAAGCUGACUGUAAUCCUGACUCUACUCCAAUUGUAUAUGAAUCCCUUUUUUCCUGUCUAGCUCUUUCGUUGUCCGAAUUUCACAUUUCAUAUUUGACAUUUGUUUGAGAAUAGUCUAUUUGCUCAACGCAUUUUUCACAGACCUUCAUCAUUAUUGUUCUUUCCAAAAUAAUGGUGUGGUUUGUUGUAAUUCAAAAUCACUCAGCUUAGCUCAAAAUAUGAUUGUUUACCAAUAUUUUAUAUUUUAUAGAAAAGAUUGC